Molecule: messenger RNA, 6364 nt
Organism: Manis javanica (Malayan pangolin)
Lineage: Eukaryota; Metazoa; Chordata; Mammalia; Pholidota; Manidae
Source: RefSeq, a predicted model, not a curated record
GGGCGGGGCCCGCGGCGGCGCGGGGGCAGAGUUUUGCAGACGCACGCACGUCGAGGCGCUGCGGCCCCGAGCUGCCGAGACUGUGGACUCGGUCUGCGGCGGUUGCUUUGGCGGCGUCCCGACCUACUGCUGGAGGUUGGAAAGAAAUCCAGAUACUCCGUUGACUGGAACCUUCUGCCACCAUGGGGGAGCUUUUCCGGAGCGAAGAGAUGACGCUGGCGCAGCUUUUUCUGCAGUCAGAAGCUGCUUAUUGCUGCGUCAGUGAAUUAGGAGAACUCGGAAAGGUUCAGUUUCGUGAUUUAAAUCCAGAUGUGAAUGUUUUCCAGAGGAAAUUUGUGAAUGAAGUCAGAAGAUGUGAAGAAAUGGAUCGAAAGCUUCGAUUUGUUGAGAAAGAGAUAAGAAAAGCUAAUAUCCCAAUUAUGGACACUGGUGAAAACCCAGAGGUGCCCUUCCCCCGGGACAUGAUUGACCUAGAGGCCAAUUUUGAGAAGAUUGAAAAUGAGCUGAAGGAAAUCAACACAAACCAGGAAGCUCUGAAGAGAAAUUUCCUGGAACUGACUGAAUUAAAAUUUAUACUUCGCAAAACUCAGCAGUUUUUUGAUGAGGCUGAAUUGCAUCAUCAGCAGAUGGCGGAUCCAGACCUGUUGGAAGAGUCCUCGUCCCUCUUGGAGCCAAGUGAGAUGGGAAGAGGCACACCUUUAAGACUUGGCUUCGUGGCUGGUGUGAUUAACCGGGAGCGCAUCCCUACUUUUGAGCGCAUGCUUUGGCGGGUGUGCCGGGGGAAUGUGUUCCUGCGGCAGGCUGAAAUCGAGAACCCGCUGGAGGAUCCUGUGACUGGUGACUACGUACACAAGUCUGUGUUCAUCAUUUUCUUCCAAGGCGAUCAGCUGAAAAACAGAGUCAAGAAAAUCUGUGAAGGGUUCCGGGCCUCACUUUAUCCUUGUCCUGAAACCCCACAGGAGAGGAAGGAAAUGGCUUCUGGAGUCAAUACCAGGAUUGAUGAUCUCCAAAUGGUCCUGAAUCAAACAGAGGAUCACCGCCAGAGGGUUCUGCAGGCAGCUGCUAAGAACAUCCGUGUCUGGUUCAUCAAGGUGCGGAAGAUGAAGGCCAUCUACCACACACUGAACCUUUGCAACAUAGAUGUGACCCAGAAGUGCCUGAUUGCCGAGGUCUGGUGCCCUGUCACCGACCUGGACUCUAUCCAGUUUGCACUCCGAAGGGGCACGGAACACAGUGGUUCCACGGUGCCCUCCAUUCUGAACAGGAUGCAGACAAACCAGACUCCCCCAACUUACAACAAAACUAACAAGUUCACAUAUGGCUUUCAGAACAUAGUAGAUGCUUAUGGAAUUGGAACUUAUCGUGAGAUAAAUCCAGCUCCAUAUACUAUCAUCACGUUCCCUUUCCUGUUUGCUGUGAUGUUUGGGGACUUUGGCCAUGGCAUUUUGAUGACCCUUUUUGCUGUUUGGAUGGUGUUAAGGGAGAGCCGGAUCCUUUCCCAGAAGAAUGAGAAUGAGAUGUUCAGUACUGUGUUCAGCGGCAGGUACAUCAUUCUGUUGAUGGGUGUGUUCUCUAUCUACACUGGCCUCAUCUACAAUGAUUGCUUUUCCAAGUCUCUCAAUAUCUUCGGGUCAUCCUGGAGCGUACGGCCGAUGUUUACUAUAUUUAAUUGGACGGAGGAGACGCUUCGGGGGAACCCUGUUCUCCAGCUGAACCCAGCUGUCCCUGGAGUUUUUGGUGGACCAUAUCCUUUUGGCAUCGAUCCAAUUUGGAACAUAGCUUCCAAUAAGCUGACCUUUCUCAACUCCUUUAAGAUGAAGACCUCUGUUAUCCUUGGUGUCAUCCACAUGAUGUUUGGAGUCAGCCUGAGCCUUUUCAACCACACCUAUUUCAAGAAGCCCCUGAAUAUCUACUGUGGAUUUAUUCCUGAAAUAAUCUUCAUUACCUCUUUGUUUGGCUACUUGGUUAUCCUUAUUUUUUACAAGUGGACAGCCUAUGAUGCAAAGACAUCUGAGAAAGCGCCAAGCCUUCUGAUCCAUUUCAUAAACAUGUUCCUCUUUUCCUAUGCAGACUCUGGUAACUCGAUGCUGUAUUCUGGACAGAAAGGAAUUCAGUGUUUCCUGGUGGUGGUUGCGCUGUUGUGUGUACCUUGGAUGCUACUAUUUAAACCACUGGUCCUUCGCCACCAAUAUUUGAGGAGGAAGCAUUUGGGAACUCUCAACUUUGGUGGGAUCAGGGUGGGCAACGGACCGACAGAGGAGGAUGCUGAGAUUAUUCAGCAUGACCAGCUCUCCACCCAUUCAGAGGAUGCAGAAGAGCCUACCGAGGACGAAGUGUUUGAUUUUGGGGACACCAUGGUCCACCAGGCCAUCCACACCAUCGAGUACUGCCUGGGCUGCAUCUCCAACACUGCCUCCUACCUGCGGCUCUGGGCCCUCAGCCUCGCUCAUGCACAGCUGUCUGAGGUGCUUUGGACCAUGGUGAUCCACAUCGGCCUACGGGUGAAGAGCUUGGCAGGAGGUCUGGUGCUGUUCUUCAUCUUCGCCGCCUUUGCCACCCUGACCGUGGCCAUCCUCCUGAUCAUGGAGGGCCUCUCAGCCUUUCUCCAUGCGCUGCGGUUACACUGACUCCAGAAGCUCGAGGUGUCUGCUUUCACUUCAUUGCACCCAAGGACGUAUCUUAGCAGUGAGCAUCAGCAAACGUCCAUCGGAGAGCAGAGCCUCCGGAGAGAUUCUCCAGUGGGUGUUGUCAGAUGCCCUCUCCCUGCCUUUAGCAUUCAGUGCUCCUGAUCAUGGCUUACCAGAUCCACUGAAGUUUAAUUUUGUUGGGAUUUUUUGCUCUGAUAUAUAACUUUCUACUAUCUUCAGAGCAGUGGAAGCAGCUCUGGAAAAGUUUCUAAGUCCAGGAAAGUGCUAGAGGACACUGUGCCCCAGUUUUGUCCCCCCAUUCUGUCACUGUGCCCGUGUCUUUGGGUAGGGCCCCCAGCAUCUUCAUGUGGGUAUGGGGAUUCCUGGUUCCAGAGUGUGCAGCUCAGUACACUGACGCAAGUUUGAGGAAGGGCAGGUUGGGGGCUUGUUUCAUUUAAUGUAGUUUGUGUCUUAAUGGCUUUGCCUGGAGAGAGCAAGCUCAGUCCCUGGGAAUGGGACAGUUGGGGUCUGGUCUUAACUGAUUCUGUGACCUCCAAGUAGGGCUGCCAGAUUUAGCAAAUAAAAUUACAGGACACCCAGUUUAAAUUUGAUUUUCAGAUAAAAAAAUGAAUACAUUUUUUAGCAUAACUAUUUCCCAAAUGUGCAUAAGAUAUACUAAAAACUGGGCAUCCUUUACUUUAUCUGGCUGUCCUACCUCAAACCCUACCUCUUCGAGUCUCCAUUUCCUCCUUUAUGUGUGUUUCUUCCUCUCUUUUUUGGGUCUCAAACCCCAGUGGCUCUGGAAACUUGGGACCCUCUCUCCAGAGAAACACACACACACCCAAUGUGUGUACACAGUUUUACAAGGGAUGGUCGAGAUGAUCCGUGGGGGUAAUUAUCUCAAGGUGAAAAAGGGCUCGGAAUAUCUCUUCCCGUCAGUUCUCCAAACCUGAAAAAAUCCAAAAUCUAACUAAGAGAACUCUUCCUUACUCCCUUUCUCUGACUUUUCUCCUGGCUUGGUUACAGCUGAAACUCCUCAAAGAUUCCACUGUUUGUUGUUCUAAAUUACGGAGGGAAAGGGUGGGCGUGUGAGGGUGGGAUGCGGCUGGAACUUACUCUUCCCUCGGAGGCUCCUGUAGAGGAAUCCGUCCUGCUGUGUCAGGGUCACAGGUUGCUUUCUCUGGCUUGGCUCUCCUCCUGCCUCCCUGCUCCCGCCCAGCUGUUGUUUACUGUGGGGCCCGGAGGUCAUGGUGUGGCUGGGACUGCCGGUGCUCUACCCGGUUGUGGGCUUAUCAGCAUGCUCUCUCCCAGCACUUCCUCAGCCCCCCGGCCUGAGGGGAUGUCUGUGGAACCAGCCUUUGGCGGCUCAAGUUCUCUUGUCCCCUUGGCUUCUUCCCCUUCCUAGUCACUUCUCUGCUGAGCCCUGGGCUGAGGGAACAGUUACCGCCGCACCUGAUUCCAGCCCAAGCCGGGGGAGCCUGUUGCCUCCUCCCUGGGGUGAGGUGGAGAGCAGUCGAGGGCUGGGCCAGAACUGUCCCACAGAGCGGUGAGCAGGCACACCAAGGUGCGCAGAAGGUCACCUGGGGUGGGCCUAAUCUCCAGGGAGCUGAGGCAGUUUGGGAGGUCACAUUUAGUUGCCAGAAGGAUUACCUCUUCCUCAGGCUCACCCGUGGCCUUUGAGUGAUGGUGUCAUCCCACAUCCUCAUGAAUGAGCCCAAGGAAGUGACAAGUGACAGGAAAACACUCUUCAGAAUUAGGCUGACCUGGAUUUGAUUGCCAUGCCAACACUAACUGCAUGACCCUGAGGAAGCAUUUACCUCUCUGAACCUUACUUUCUUUCAUAUGAAAAGAGGAUAAUAUCCACAUGACAAGGUUGCAGGGAUCAAGUAAGAAAUUAUGCACAUACCAGGUGACUGUCACAAUGCUCUGGCACAUGAUAAACCAGUGUUCAAGGACAGAUGGCGGCUGCCCUGCUUAAGAGUGGGCUACCCUGUGGAGAAGGCGUCUGGCUGUGGUUCUUUGCAACAAAACUACCUUUAGUCUGUUGAGGGAGAGGGGAUGCCUCAAGGGGAGGCACAGGAUACCAUCUCAGAUGUGGUUUGCAAGGAGCUGUCUCUUCAGACAUACUGUCCUUGUGUUUUUCCUUUUUUUUGGUAGUGGAAGUACUGGGUAGAAGAGAAGAGUGAUAGCUUGAGGCUUGGAGCAUCUGUCCUGCCACUGAAAAGGAGUGAAUGAAGCUGGUGCUCAUGCACCCCCUUCUGGCUGAAUGUGGGUGUGCCUCCAGGAUCCUGGGUUUCUUGGUCCCCAGGAGUCCUGAGUUGUGGCUAUCUGGGGAGUAGCGGGGCGCAGCUGGUCCUGCUGAAAAUGGCUGCUGCAAGGACAUAGCUGCUGUUUUUCCUGGCAGCCACCCUGGCGUCUUCGUACCUGUCACUUUACUCCCACUAUUCAGCUGGGGUCUCCCGAUUCUGAUGCAAGGGCUGCCCCUUUACACAAGUUCUGGGUCUCUCUGGUGUGGGCAAGAAGAAAAACAUCUGACUUGAUAACAAAUAUAAACCACUUGUCAGAAAUCAUAAAGGGUCAUAAGGAAGUGGGUGACAUACUUGAAAACAAUAGUGAACAAGGUAUUGUACCAACCUGCUAAUUCUGUCUCCUUCUGAGUUAACAUCUUUCUCUCUUUUCCUCCCACUGACCAUGUAAAGUAUGCUUGGCCUACCCUAAUUAGAUGAAUUUUCUUCUUCAGAAAGCAGAGGCAGGGAUAUGAUUUAUAGUUACAACUGUGGACACCAAACUGAUUUUAGCACACGGAUUGUUACCCCAUGACCUACAGGAACAUAACCCCAAUCUAGCAGCUCCACAUACAGGCACACCUCAGAGAUACUGCAGGUGCUGUUCCAAACCACUGCAAUAAAGAAAAUAUCACAGUAAAGCAGGUCGAAGGAAUGUUUUGGUUUCCCAGUGUAUUUCAAAGUUACGUUUGUACUAUCCUGUAGUCUGUUAAAUGUGCAAUAGCAUGAUGUCUACACAAAAAAUGUCCAUACCUUAAUUUAAAAAUACCUGGUGAGGGGAUGGGGAGACAGACAAAAUAGUUAAAGGGGAUAGAGGUACAAACUAAGUGAAAAGAAAUAAUACUUUGUUGCUAAGAAAAGCAAACCAUUAUCUGAGCUUUCAGUGCGUCAUAAUCACUGAUCACAGAUCACCACAGCAAAUAUAAUAAUAAUGAAAAAGUUUGAAAUAUUAUGAGAAUUACCAAAAUGAGAGAGACAUGAAGUAAGCAAACGCUGUUGGAAAAAUGGCGCCAAUAGACUUGCUCUGUGCAGGCUUGCCACCCACCUUCAGUUGUAGAAAAUGCGGUAACUACAAAGUGUAGUAAAACGAGGUGUGCCUGUAUGUGUACAUGUGUACACUUGCACACCCACAGAUUGGUUGAUGGCUAAAGGGCCAAAACAAGGACCAGUUUAUUGUAAGGGAUGCAGUGCACUACAGCAGCAUGCCACGGGGUAGUCAGGGAAUGGCUUCCCAGGAGAAGUUUAAGGAUGCCUGACAUGUCCCUGGCUGCCAUCACCUCUCUGACAUUUGGGCCAUCAGACAGAUGUGUGUUUUAGGCCCAGAAAAGAGAGUGGUAGAAAGGGCCGGAGAAGCUGCUUAGCCCAGCAUCAUCUUUCUAAAACUGCCUCUCUCAGUCAUCCCCAUGCCAGGAAAGGGAAGAGGCCCCAGAACUCUGUUCCCCUUCACUCACU